Molecule: messenger RNA, 1707 nt
Organism: Diospyros lotus (date-plum)
Lineage: Eukaryota; Viridiplantae; Streptophyta; Magnoliopsida; Ericales; Ebenaceae
Product: low-temperature-induced cysteine proteinase
Exons: 5
Coding region: 152-1471 (439 amino acids)
Cellular component (GO): lysosome
Molecular function (GO): cysteine-type endopeptidase activity
Source: RefSeq, a predicted model, not a curated record
CGAAUCGUGAGCGUUUAUUGUUCUCUGUUUUUGUCUGCUAACGGCGGAGUCGUCGGACGAGUCUCUCCGGCCCGUUGGCCCUCCGCAUCCGGCGGAAUCAGUCCCCACAAAACACCCACAAAUCAGCAAUCGCCGCCAUCUAUCCGUAAUCAUGGAUUGGUUACGGUUAUGGUCGCUCGCGAUUCUCACUCUUCUUUCCCCUCUCCCCCUCUCUCUCUCCUCCUUCACCUCCGGCCUGUUCGACGACUGGUGCAAACUCCACGGCAAGGCUUACUCCGACUCCCACGAACGCCUCCACAGGCUCAGAGUCUUCGAGGACAACUACGCCUUCGUCGCCCGCCACAACGCCCUCGCCAAUUCCUCCUACACGCUCUCGCUCAACGCCUUCGCCGAUCUCACCCUCCACGAGUUCAAGGCCUCCCGCUUGGGCCUCUCCGCCGCCCCAUCUCAAUUCCACUUCAGGCCGCCGCCGGAGGAUUCCGGCCCCGCUCUCCGCGUUCCUUCUUUGGUGGAUUGGAGGAAGACUGGCGCCGUCACGCCCGUCAAAGAUCAGGGCAGUUGCGGUGCUUGUUGGGCAUUUUCAGCCACAGGCGCAAUGGAAGGAAUCAACAAAAUUGUUACCGGAUCUCUCGUCAGCCUCUCGGAACAAGAGCUGGUCGACUGCGAUCGAUCUUACAACAGCGGCUGCAAUGGCGGCCUCAUGGACUAUGCGUAUGAAUUUGUUGUGAAAAAUCAUGGGAUUGACACCGAGGAAGAUUACCCCUUUCAAGGGGGGGACAGGUCAUGCAACAAGGAGAAGUUAAAGAGACACGUUGUGACCAUUGAUGGUUACACCGAUGUUCCCUCAAAUGACGAGGAACGCCUGCUGAAAGCCGUGGUGGCUCAGCCUGUAAGCGCCGGUGUAUGCGGCAGCGAAAGAACAUUUCAGUUAUACUCCAAGGGGAUUUUUACUGGGCCUUGCUCAACUUCUUUGGAUCAUGCUGUAUUGAUUGUAGGGUAUGGUUCAGAGAAUGGGGUUGAUUACUGGAUCAUAAAGAACUCUUGGGGAAGGCAUUGGGGCAUGAAUGGCUACAUGUACAUGCUUCGCAACAGUGGCAGCUCAGAAGGAGUCUGCGGGAUCAACAUGCUGGCUUCCUACCCGAUUAAGUCUGGCCCUAACCCCCCACCCCCUCCACCGCCCGGCCCUACGAAGUGCGAUAUUUUCACGAGCUGCCCGCAGGGGGAAACCUGUUGCUGCACAUGGCGACUCCUCGGCAUAUGCUUCUCCUGGAAGUGCUGCGAGCUGGAGUCAGCCGUGUGCUGCAGGGAUCACCGCACCUGUUGCCCGCACGAUUACCCCAUCUGUGACACUAGAAGGAAGCAGUGCCUCAAGAGGACCGAUAAUGUGACGAUGGUGAAAGGGGCUAGGAAGAAGGACUCUUUCAGCUGGCUGGAUGGAUGGGGCUCUCUUCUACAGGUUUUGAAUGUUUAGAUAGAUAGCUGCAAGCCGCGAUGCUUGGUUGGAUUCUGGCACACACAGAGGGGGCAAUUUCUUUUGUUGUUGUAGCUUGGAAAUACACUUCAUUUUUGUACACGCUGCGGAGUAAUUUAGGUUAAGCUUAUGCUAAGAACUAUAGCUGAUCUUCUGCUGUUAUUGAUUGAUUGCAUUGCAAGUUUUAUGUAGAAACCUGGUCUCUCCUCCACUGAUUCAUGAACCAGAUUUGUUCA